Cornus florida is the source of this 1070-nucleotide messenger RNA. RefSeq names its product late embryogenesis abundant protein D-34-like. NCBI's taxonomy places the organism in Eukaryota, Viridiplantae, Streptophyta, Magnoliopsida, Cornales, Cornaceae. Bases 89 to 874 code for a protein of 261 amino acids. The record is from RefSeq and is a predicted model, not a curated record. The transcript is spliced from 3 exons.
UGCCACAGAAUCUCACUACAAUCUAAUCCGAAGUGCUGUCCGAAUUCUGUAUCCUACAACAACGCGAUCACACCAACGAAAGGCGGAGAUGAGUCAAGAACAGCCCCGACGGCCUCAACAAGCCGAGAAAGAACCCAUCAAGUACGGCGACGUCUUCCAAGUCUCCGGCGAUCUCGUCUCCAAACCCAUUUCGCCGCAAGAUGCCGCCAUAAUGCAGACUGCUGAAACCACCGUUUUUGGAAAGACCCGGAAGGGUGGUCCCGCCGCUACUAUGCAAUCUGCAGCUACCCGCAACGAGAGAGCAGGUCUCGUCGGCCACACCGACGUGACUGACGUCGCCGGAGACCAAGGCGUCACCGUCACCGAGACCGAUCUUCCCGGCACUCGCAUCAUAACCGAAUCAGUAGCCGACCAGGUAGUGGGACGGUAUGUUGAACCUACGCCAGUGCGGCAGCAGACGGUAGGUGCAACAGGGGUUGUGCAGGCAGCGGUUACUAUAGGUGAAGCACUGGAAGCCACAGUACGCACAGCCGGGGAGAAGUCGGUGGACCAGAGCGAUGCAGCGGCAAUUCAGGCGGCGGAGAUGAGAGCAACGGGCUCAAAUGAACUGACCCCAGGUGGGGUUGCAGCGGUAGCUCAAUCUGCGGCGUCUCUAAAUGCCGACAUCAUUAAUGAAGAGGACAAGGUCAAGCUAGCUGAUGUGCUCACGGGUGCGGCUGCUAACUUGCCGGCGGAUAAGGCGGCGACAAGACAGGACGCGGAGGGGGUGAUGUCUGCGGAGCUGCGGAAUAACCCCACCAUGACCACUCAUCCGGGUGGAGUAGCGGCUUCAGUGGCUGCUGCAGCUAGGCUCAAUGAGCGCUCUGCUUCAUGAAGUACUCUAUCAAGUUGUGUGUAUGCAUGAGAUAAGCGAGAUUUGUCUACAAUGUAUAGAUAUGGUGUUAGAGAGAGAGAGAGACAGGCUUCAUGAAGUACUCUAUCAAGUUGCGUUUGUAUGGUGGUUAUGUUAUCUGGUUUUGGUCUUUGUAAUAUUACUCGAGUUCAAUUCUAUGUAAUUAGUUUUUAUCUUC